AUGAUUUGGAAUACAUCCUGCCAACACGGAGCAAUUCUGUCAAGAAACAACAAAUUCAAUUUUAAUAAAAUUGAACGACACGUAAAUAUAUUUAAAAUUUUUCUACAGAAGCAGAAACACAGGAAUUCCUUAAAAAAAGGGUUUUUAUGAGGUUUUGGGUGUUUCCAAGACUGCUACACACAAUGAAUUAAAAAAGGAAUAUUGUAAAUUGGCCUUGCUUUAUCAUCCAGAUAAAAAUAAAAAUCCUAGUGCUAAUGAAGCAUUUAAGAAAGUUGUUUAAGUAAACAAAUACCAUCACAUUGGCUUAUGAUUACUUUUCAAAGAGAAGAAC
This is a messenger RNA of Paramecium sonneborni, 331 nucleotides long. The record is from the annotation of a GenBank genome assembly. NCBI's taxonomy places the organism in Eukaryota, Ciliophora, Oligohymenophorea, Peniculida, Parameciidae.